Alnus glutinosa is the source of this 1301-nucleotide messenger RNA. RefSeq names its product S-adenosylmethionine carrier 1, chloroplastic/mitochondrial. Gene Ontology annotation, cellular component: mitochondrial inner membrane. Gene Ontology annotation, molecular function: S-adenosyl-L-methionine transmembrane transporter activity. Gene Ontology annotation, biological process: transmembrane transport. NCBI's taxonomy places the organism in Eukaryota, Viridiplantae, Streptophyta, Magnoliopsida, Fagales, Betulaceae. The transcript is spliced from 13 exons. The record is from RefSeq and is a predicted model, not a curated record. The coding region runs from base 162 to 1142 and encodes 326 amino acids.
AAAAUAGGUCCCUAUUCCCUCCUUUUUAAGAACCGGCUCCCUCUAUUUGAUUUGAACCGGAGAGGAUCUGAUUUCGUCUAAAAGCACUCUGCCCAAACAACCAACCAAACGACACGAUACUUCAUCCCUUCCGUUCACAGCAACGCAUUUUGGGACCUCAGAUGGGUCCUAUUACGCUAGCCGGCGAUGCGAGAAGCUCUUCAGUAGCUUCAUCAGAUGCAUGUGACAGGAAAAUGUUAAAUUCGCUGCCGGGAAGAAGAAAGCCAUUUGCAUCAAUCAAAAUGGGAGAAGAACAACCAUUUGACUUUUUUCGUACUUUCUUUGAGGGUGUUAUAGCAGGAGGUACAGCCGGUGUUGUUGUUGAGACAGCUUUAUAUCCCAUUGAUACUAUAAAGACACGACUGCAGGCUGCGCAUGGUGGUGGAAAAAUAGUUUUGAAGGGCCUUUACUCUGGAUUGGCUGGAAAUCUUGCUGGUGUCUUACCGGCUUCUGCUGUAUUUGUUGGUGUGUAUGAACCUGCAAAGCAGAAAUUGUUAAAGAUGUUUCCCGAAAAUCUUAGUGCUGCAGCUCAUUUUACUGCAGGGGCCAUAGGAGGUCUUGCUGCUUCUCUCAUUCGUGUUCCAACAGAGGUUGUUAAGCAAAGGAUGCAGACGGGGCAAUUUACUUCAGCUCCUGAUGCUGUCCGCCUUAUUGCUUCUAAGGAGGGCUUUAAAGGAUUCUAUGCGGGAUAUGGAUCUUUCUUAUUGCGGGAUUUGCCAUUUGAUGCAAUUCAAUUUUGCCUCUAUGAACAGCUUCGGAUGGGUUAUAAGGCAGCAGCACAGAGAGAUCUAAACGGUCCUGAAAAUGCCAUCAUUGGUGCUUUUGCUGGUGCACUAACUGGGGCUAUAACUACUCCCCUUGAUGUGGUUAAGACAAGGUUGAUGGUUCAGGGAUCUGCAAAUCAGUACAAAGGAAUCUUUGAUUGUGUUCAAACUAUCGUUAGGGAAGAGGGACCUCCUGCUUUAUUGAAGGGCAUUGGGCCAAGAGUACUGUGGAUAGGCAUAGGCGGUUCAAUCUUUUUUGGUGUCCUUGAGAGCACUAAGCGGUCCCUCGCUCAGAGGCGUCCUCCACUUGAUCAACAGCCGAAUAAGAAACAUGAUUGAGUACUUUUUUUUUUUGUUCUUUCUAAACCUUGUAACCGUGUCCCCCUAGAUUUAUCUUAGAUUGCGUUCUCAAUUUUGUAUAUUUUACAUUCUCUAGAAUGUGAGAUGUUGAAAGCACGAUAAUCAUAUUUAGUUGUACUUGUCAUAAUUUUUAAAUUA